ACUGUCCUGUUUUCUUUCCCAGAAAUGAACUCGACUGUCAGGAUUGUGGAUAGUUAUGAAGAAGCUCUUGCCAAAAACAUUGUAAUUGUUUGUCUUGGUUUUAUCAUUAAUUUAAUCAACGGAAUGUUAGUAGUGACUUUUUUUUCUAAUACAAUGCUUUCAAGAGACUCCAGAUACAUUUUAUACAUUCACCUGGUAAUCAAUGACAUGCUCAUGAUAUGUGUAACAGUGAUUUUAUAUGUGUUGUCCUAUGCUUUACCACUUGUUAAUGUUUCGUGGUGUUGCAUAUUGGUGGUUCUUAGUUCAACCACCUUUAUGAUCACUCCUUUGAAUCUGGCUGGUAUGGCCAUAGAACGGUUCAUUGCGAUCUGUAAACCACUGCAUCACUCUCAGAUUUGCACUCCACAAAGGACCUACAUUUUUAUAUGUUUGCUAUGGGUUUUAGGAGCUAUACACUGUCUAGCAGAUAUCAUUAUUUUACUUUUAACACAGCCCAUAUCUUUCUUCAGAUCAUUUGUACCUUGCUACCUAAUAUAUGUGUUCCCUUCUAAAGCCCACCAGGAACAUGCCACUGCUUCACAAGUCAUCUAUAUGUCUUUGGUGUGGAUAGUUCUCAUUUAUACUUAUUGCAGAGUCCUGUUCACUGCCAGAAAGGUAGUUUCAAAGGGUUCAGCUAAUAAGGCUCGGCGUACUAUACUGUUGCAUGGUGUCCAGUUACUUCUUUGUAUGCUUUCCUAUAUCGCCCCAUUUACGUACAUAAUUAUUACUCCCGUUUUUCCUCAACACAGAGCUAAUAUCGGUUUCUGUAUUUAUCUGCUCACAAUUAUUAUGCCUAGAUUACUGAGUCCUUUGAUAUAUGGGGUCAGAGACCAGAAGUUUAUGAAACAAAUGAAGGAAUACUUUACAUGUAAAGUUAUUAAUGUAAAGAUUGUGCCAUCAAAAUUAUGAUAUUUAUUUAGCUACAAUUUAUUUAAAAACAAAAUGUAUAUUUAUUUGCAUUUCUGUUUAAUUAUGACAUUUGUUUUAUUUGAGAUUUGAGAAUCUUUACAGUGGACUAAAAAUGUUUAGACACUUAAAUGUGAAAAUGUAUGAAAGUGAUUGAAUAGGAUAUCAAAAAUCUCAAACAUGUGGCAUACAAACAAAUGAUGAAUUGACUUUGCUCAGAACUAACGACUUUGCUCAAUGUCUUUUAGUCUAGUGGAUAUAUGAAAUCAGUUCUCCUGAAGUUCACAGAGUAGUUAAUCACUUUAACUAGGGAAAAUAUCCAUUAAGAAAUCACAACUUUUGUCUUUAUUUUGAACAGUAUCUAUUAUUUUAUCUAAACUAGUUUUAAAAUGAAUUUUUAAUACAAAAUUUUCUUUUUAUUUAUUAUUUAUUUAUUUUUUGGUUCUCUGUUGUUUUUGCAUGUGUUCAUAAUUUAUUUGUAUGACAGCCUGGCCUGACAUGUUUCACUGUGUUAUCACUAAUAAAACAGCUGACUCCAAGCAAAACUGCACAAUAUGCUUGCAAAAUCUUUAACAAAAGUUUUAAUAAUAUUUGAAUAAAGGUCUCACGAGUGGAUAUAUAAGCAAGUGCAUGAAGACAAAGAGUCCAAGCAAAAUAGUCUUUAAUUUAAAAGUCCAAUGAAUACAUAUGGAGAUUCACAGGAAAACACAUCCCCACAACUUAGACGACACCGAACAAUGAAUUCAGGAAACAAAGAUCUUAAAUAAGGAGGACUAACAAGAUAUUUAACAGAACAGGUAAACGAAAUCCUAACCCUAACCCCAAUCAAACACACUGGGAAACUAGGUCAAAUGACAGAACACACAGGCGAACAGCAACAAAACCAAAUCACAAUGAAACAUAGCCAAAUGUUCCCAGAAAGCGAGUCCUUGUGCCUUAAAGAGUCUGAGUAGGGAGGGAAGAAGCUCUGGUGGACGACGUGAAGCUGGAGAUAGGUAUAGACUAAUAAAAACAGUCAAUAUAGUCCAUGGGGGAGUGGAGGGUUGGAGGAGCCAGGGUGAGUCAGGAGCAGGAGUAGCCAGGCAGGGAACCAGGCCAUAGCCAGCACAAUAAUCUAAGGUGGAGUCACAGAAGGGGGGAGCCAUGGAGGCCUGGGAGGUGGGUCCAGGGAUGCAAUCUCCUGCGAUGGAGCUGGUCGUGGUCGAGACCCAGAAGGAGCCGAGGAGACACAAAGCCAGGGUGACACCACAGGCCUGGAGAGCCGAGGUGGAGCUGAUGGCUCUUGGGACCAAGGCAGAGGUGGGGACCCGGAACACUGUGGUGGAGCCAGAGUGACUGAGGACAACGGUGGAACUGGAGGGAAGGCGGAGCCUAUUGAAGCCGAAGGGAUGGAGGGCAGAGGUGCAUCCAGAAGCCAGGAAUCCUGUGGUGAAAACAGGGUGAUGCCUGACCAAGGCGGAGCCGGAGGGACGAGGGAGCCCGGUGGAGCAGUAGGUCAGUGGGAUGAGGGGCAACAGUGGAAACGAGGGAGCAUGGAGCCAAGGCAGAACUGACAGGUCGGAGGGCCAAGGUGUAGUCCGGGGCUCGGUGGUUGAAGACCAAGACGGGAUCCUUACACUUGUGGAGGAGGUGGGAGAGGGAGCCUGGGAGGGAUCACAGGGAGCGCAAGCGACAUGGGGCUGGGCAGAACCAGCGGAAAAACAGUAGAAUCAGGGCUGAGUGGAAUCAGUGGGGAAGGGAGAUUCAGGGGUAUAUCCUCCUUGAAAUCAACCUGAUAAUUAGCAGAGACCUGUGCCCGGUUGCAUGAAACUCCUUAAGUGAGGGUUUCCCUGAGGGAGAAAAAAUCCCUGAGGUAAGGGAUUUCACUAAGAGCGUUGCAACAAACUUCUUAACUUUCACCCUUACCUAAGUGUUUACACUAAGCGUUUCACGGUAUUUUCUGACAACAUACGGCAAUGAUCGCAGCGGUUGCUAUAGUUACUACCUCUAACAGUAAACAGAACAUAACGAACCACAAAGCCAAAUCCUCGCUAAAACCACAUUUGUAUUAAUAUAUUUGUGCUAUGGAGUUAUCCGCCGGGUUUGGUGCUCAAUGUCAUGUUCUAGUGUCGCGGUGAGACGAAGGAUUGACUGGCGGUCAAACCGAUAUUCUCUUAAUAACUGUAUAUCAUUCAUCGUCUCCAAAGGAUUAUUGCGAUCAUUAAAAACACGCCUUGGUAUUUCCACCUCUUCAAUUAACACUAAAUCAGCCAUCGUAUUUUGAGUGUCAGUUGAUUUAAGGGAGCUGUUUUGGUCCCUUAAAUUUAUUAAGGUGAAAUGGUCGCUAAGGACUUUGUAGCAACGCUUAAGGAAACACUUAGAUAAUUAAGGG
Molecule: messenger RNA, 3316 nt
Organism: Megalobrama amblycephala (Wuchang bream)
Lineage: Eukaryota; Metazoa; Chordata; Actinopteri; Cypriniformes; Xenocyprididae
Product: odorant receptor 131-2-like
Exons: 1
Coding region: 25-948 (307 amino acids)
Biological process (GO): G protein-coupled receptor signaling pathway
Cellular component (GO): membrane
Molecular function (GO): G protein-coupled receptor activity
Source: RefSeq, a predicted model, not a curated record